Vespa crabro (European hornet) is the source of this 1322-nucleotide messenger RNA. Its product is annotated as transmembrane protein 242. NCBI's taxonomy places the organism in Eukaryota, Metazoa, Arthropoda, Insecta, Hymenoptera, Vespidae. Bases 615 to 1109 code for a protein of 164 amino acids. The record is from RefSeq and is a predicted model, not a curated record. The transcript is spliced from 3 exons.
UUCGAAGAGUAUAACGACUACAGCGACGCGUACGAACAAAAUACGAACUAUUAACGCAAACGAUGAAACCGUUUCAACAAUGAGUUCAUUGCAUCGGUGUAUAAAGUUUGUGCAUUAGGUUCUCACUGACGCCUAACCUCUAACGAUCGAAUUGAUGCAUAGAAAAAUUUGCGACAAACAAUAAGACUUUUACGAGUAUUUUCAAAAAAAAGAAAAAAAAAAACAAAGAAAAACAAUUUAUAAUCAAGGAAUAUUUUUUUAUAUAUCAAAUAUUAUUCUAUAAUAUAAUAUAAGUGUAUUUCUGAAUAAAAAUAACGUCGAAUAGUUUUACUUCAUAGAUAGUGUGCAUUCAAUAUCAAUUUUUGACACGAUCUUUUCUUUUCUUUUUUUUUUUUUUCUUUUGAAAAAUAUAUAUAUAUAUAUAUUUUUUUUUUGUUUUCAAAUUUUAAUUCUUCAUAAAUAAGAUUAUGAAUGAUUUAACACCCUAUAUAUUGUUAUAUAUAUAGAUAUAUAUUGGUGUGUUGCAUCGAAGUGACAUCUGGAGAAGUUUAAGCUGAACUUUUUGUUUCUAUGCAAAAUUAAUUCAAUGACGAGUUAGAACGGAAGAUUUAAAAAUGGCCGCUCAAUCUGAGGAAAUGUUUUCAGGUGAAACCGAUACAAUAGAACAAUCAAAGAAAGAAGUAAGAACAUAUAUUAAGGGUAUCGAGAAAGAAAAAGAAAAAUUUUACGCAGCAAUUUUUUUAAGCACUGUCACUGGCCUUUCUGCUCUUAUUGGUUUUGGUACAACGCUUGCCUCAGUAAGAAGGAAAGAUCCAAAAUACUUUGACAAAGGAUUAACCGGAUCUAGAAAGCUCCAAGAAACAGGCACAUUGUUAGCCUUUCGAGCACUUUGUUGGGGUACAUUCUAUGCUGUAACUGGAUGCGGUCUUUUGUUUUAUGGCAUCUGGAAGAUUUCUGGUGCAAAGAAUGCUAAAGAAUUCAGAUACAAAAUGGGAUCGAUUUUACCAAAGAUUCCUAAAAAUGAUCCACCACAAAGUAGAGUAGAGUUUGAAGGUUUGACCGAUCUUCUUACAUAUAUUGCUGAAGAUUGGGGUAAAAAAAAGGACUGAAAGAUAUUCUUGUAUUCUCUUUCGCCUAAUUGAACUUUACAAACUUGAAUGAAAAUGUUUUUCAUUGUUAGAUAAAUAAUAAUUUGUACAAAGAGAUAAUAUUAUUAUUAUUAUUAAUACGCCCAAUAAAUAAAAUUACGCCCAAUCACCUGUACAAAUGUUAAGUAUGUUGUUCAAUGAAUUGAAUAAAAUAUAUUUUUUAACAAAGCGUAA